This is a messenger RNA of Rattus norvegicus (Norway rat), 2875 nucleotides long. It is a transcript of the gene Klk14, whose product is annotated as kallikrein related-peptidase 14. Gene Ontology annotation, molecular function: serine-type endopeptidase activity; hydrolase activity; peptidase activity. Lineage: Eukaryota; Metazoa; Chordata; Mammalia; Rodentia; Muridae. The record is from RefSeq and is a predicted model, not a curated record. Gene Ontology annotation, biological process: proteolysis.
UCAUGGAAGUGACCUGUUCACUCCUUGAACUCUGUAGGUCCCUAUUUUUCAAAGUGAGAUAGGGCUGAAAGACUGCCUCCAUCGGGUUCCCCUGGGCUUAUAAAGCCACCCCUUCUGUCCUCCCGCAGGUGCCAGGAAACUGCAAUGGGCAGAGACAGGAGCCCUUCCACAAAUUUACAGCCCGGGAGGAAGAGGACAAUCGGAAACAAAUAACAUCCAGUCAUUGAUGGUCAUUGACUGUCACUUUUUUUUUUAACUUUUUUUUUUAAACUUUUUUUUUUUUUUUUCUGAGCUGGGGACCGAACCCAGGGCCUUGCGCUUGCUAGGCAAGUGCUCUACCACUGAGCUAAAUCCCCAACCCCAAGACUGUCACUUUUUUUCCUUUUCAUUUCUUAAUUCUGGAGAUUGAAUUAAGGACCUAACAUGCCGAGACGCCCUCAGCCCCUCUUGGGGAUUCUAAACAAUCUGUCUCUGAGCAACAUCCCCAGCUUAAAGGUUUGAUUGUUAAACAUAGAAUAGAGGGAAGGAAGAAGAAGCCAUCAAGGAAAGGCCUCUGGGGAGGUGGCCUUUGAGCAGUGACCCACAUAAAGUUAGGGAGACAACGCUUAAAAGUAGCUUGGAGGAAGAGCUCCCUCUGGCGGUGGGAACCGCCAAUUCAGCAGCGAGGUUGUAGGAAUAACCUUGAUCUCUCCAGGCAUCUGCAGCUGCACCAGGUGUAGGGAGUCAAGAGUUUUAUUCUAACAGUGAAGGCCAGUCUCCUGAGUACUUCUAUUCUGCGUCCAUCCAACAACCACUUAAAAAAAAUUCCUUGGCUGCUGUGAAGCGAAAUGGCUGUGGACACGGAUGAGGGACCAGAGGAGGGGUUGGAGGUGGCUAGGGGGCGACUGAAGACUCUCUAGGCAAAUUGUCCAGCUUCGCGCUUUCCGCUUGUGGGGCUGGCCCUGUGCCAACAGGGCGUUCCUCCCUCAUUGGUGUGAUAAUAUGAAAGUAAUACUUUUUAAAUACUCAUUUAUGGUAGAUGAACAUGCACCCCAGUACCUUGCCAAGACUUGACUCAGGGAGGGAGCAGAAGCUCUAGGUCCUUAAGCUGGAAGCUAGAAGACCAAAAAGAAAAAAAAAGAAAAAAAAAAAAAAACAACCGACAACAACAACAACAAAGCAUGCAGAGCAGGUUUUUGGAAUCAUUUCUGUAGCAUCCCUGCUCCUGGGCCUCUGGUAUGAGAAAGGUGCUGUGUUCACUUUUGACCACAAGAGGGCGCCGUGACCACACCUGCGCACCAAAACUGGGUCUCCAGCCCAGACCCAGACAACAUUGGUCUCCAAAUCUAAAGAGCCCUGGAAGUGGAAGUGGAGGAGUUUCCACAAAGAUGCAUGUGUCCUUGCCUAGCACAGGUUCUGAGCGGGAGACCUGUAACGCAGCUAACUGCAGAAACCGCUCAGGACAGAGCCUGAGGAGAGGAAGAAGAAAGGGGCCGGGAAGAUGGAGGAAGGCCAGAGGAGAGAGAGAAGAGGCCACUACCCCAUUUAGAAGCCAUCAGGGCCGGGACUGGAGAGAUGGCUCAGCAGUUAAGAGCACUUAUGCUCUUCCAGAGGACCCGGGUUUCGUUCCCAGCACCCACAUGGUGUCCCACAAUUGUCUGUAACUCCAGUCUCCGGGAUCCAAAGCCCUCUUCUGGCCUCUGUGGUGAGCAGGAACACAUGGGGUUCUUACAGACUUGGACCUCCGGCUCCAGAAUGCUCCUUCUACUGACCAUACUCCAAGCCUUGGCUGUAGCCAUAGUCCAGAGCCAAGGAGAUGAUAAAAUUCUUGGUGGCUACACAUGUGUUCAGAACUCCCAGCCAUGGCAGGUUGCUCUGCAAGCAGGACCUGGGCGUCGCUUCCUGUGUGGAGGAGUCCUGCUGUCAGACCAGUGGGUCAUCACUGCUGCUCAUUGUGCCCGCCCGCUUCUUCACGUAGCCCUGGGCAAGCACAACCUAAGAAGGUGGGAAGCGACGCAGCAGGUGCUGCGUGUGGUUCGCCAGGUGCCUCAUCCCCAGUACCGACCCCAGGCCCAUGACAAUGACCUCAUGUUGCUGAAGCUACAGAGGAAAGUGCGGCUGGGACGAGCAGUGAGGACCAUCCCAGUGGCCAGAUCCUGUGCCAGCCCAGGGACUCCAUGCCGAGUGUCAGGCUGGGGGACCACAGCCAGUCCCAUUGUCAGGUACCCCACUGCUCUUCAGUGUGUGAAUGUCAACAUCAUGCCGGAGCAGGUAUGCCAUCGAGCCUACCCUGGAACCAUAACCUCUGGCAUGGUCUGUGCCGGGGUCCCCGAAGGCGGGAAGGAUUCAUGUCAGGGUGAUUCUGGGGGACCACUGGUGUGUCAGGGACAGCUCCAGGGUCUCGUGUCCUGGGGAAUGGAACGUUGUGCUAUGCCUGGCUACCCAGGGGUCUACACCAAUCUGUGCAAUUACCACAGCUGGAUCCAGAGGACAAUGCAAAGCAACUGAUCAUCCAUUACCAUCUGAUCAUCACCAGCUGUCUCUGUACUUUCACGGCCUCCUCCAUCAGACACUUGAGUCCUUCCCAACACUCUAAGGUCCUCUUUAGCCCUCCUUCUUCACUUAAGACUCCAACCUUUAGCCUCUUCCCUCAGACCCAAGCCCCCAGGCUCCUCCCUCAGACCCAAUAUCCUUUCCCUUAUUCCAGGCUCCACCUUCCUUUCCAGGGUCUUGGCUCUGGAAUCUUUCUCACAGCUUGUUGUCACAGUUUGAGACUCACUGAGCCCAGAGGCUGGAGUACAAAUGCUCUGGGUCAAUAUCAUCAUCCAAAGAAGGCUGCUUCCAAAACUCUGUCUCUAAAAUCCAAAUAAAUAAAAACAAAAAUGGACUCUCCCUA